UUUCAGAGGGAAUGCAUUUCAGUACACAUUGGCCAAGCAGGAGUGCAGAUGGGAGAUAUGUGUUGGGAGCUCUAUUGCCUAGAACACGGUGUGACGCCUAAUGGCACCAUGAAGAUUACAGACAGUCAGUCGAAUUCAAAUAACUGCCACAAUUCGUUCUUCUCUGAAAAUGAAGCCGGGAGGCACAGUCCGAGAGCCAUCAUGUUGGAUUUAGAACCUACGGUCAUAGACCAGGUGCGCAGUGGACAGUACAGGGAGCUGUACCACCCAGAGCAGCUGAUAUCCGGCAAGGAGGACGCAGCCAACAACUACGCCCGCGGCCACUACACAGUGGGCGCCGAGUUGAUCGACGCCGUGAUGGACCGCGUGCGCAAACUCUCGGAGCGCUGCGACGGGCUGCAGGGUUACAUCGUGUCGCAUUCGCUGGGCGGCGGCACCGGCUCUGGCUUCACGUCGUUGCUCAUGCAGCGGCUCGCCGACUCCUUCCGCAAGAAGACCAAGCUCGAAUUCGUCGUCUACCCAGCCCCGCAGGUAUCUACUGCUGUCGUUGAGCCAUACAACUCAAUCCUGAUGACACACAGCAACAUGGAAUAUUCAGAUUGUUCCUUCAUGGUAGAUAAUGAAGCUAUCUAUGACAUCUGUCGACAGAAAUUGGACAUAGACAGACCAACAUAUAAAAAUUUAAAUCGUCUCAUCAGUCAAGUGGUGUCUUCAGUAACAGCUUCUCUACGCUUUGAUGGUGCACUUAACGUUGACCUAAAUGAAUUCCAGACCAACCUGGUGCCAUAUCCACGUAUCCACUUUCCACUAACAGCAUAUGCACCUGUACUGUGUACUCGUAAGUCAUUCCAUGGUGGAAUGACAGUUCCUGAGAUAACUGCAGAGUGUUUUGAGCCUGACAACCAGAUGGUUAAAUGCAAUCCUCACAAUGGAAAAUACAUGGCAUGCUGCUUGCUCUAUAGAGGGGAUGUUGUACCCAAGGAUGUGAAUGCUUCUAUUGAAAUGCUCAAAUCAAGGACUGGUAUUCAGUUUGUUAAAUGGAGCCCAACUGGAUUCAAGAUUGGCAUCAACUAUCAGCCUCCAACAGCAGUGCCAGGAGCUGAUCUUGCACAAGUCCAAAGAGCUGUUUCUCUACUAAGUAACACAACUGCUAUAGCAGAAGCUUGGGCAAAGUUGAAUCACAAAUUUGACUUGAUGUACAACAGACGUGCUUUUGUUCACUGGUAUGUUGCAGAAGGAAUGGAAGAGGGUGAAUUUGGUGAAGCUCGUGAAGAUCUAGCAGCACUUGAAAGGGAUUAUGCAGAAGUAGCUAAUGAUUCAUCUGAUAAUAUGUUAGAAGAAUUUUAG
This is a messenger RNA of Schistocerca nitens (vagrant locust), 1347 nucleotides long. RefSeq names its product tubulin alpha-4 chain-like. The transcript has 5 exons. Lineage: Eukaryota; Metazoa; Arthropoda; Insecta; Orthoptera; Acrididae. Gene Ontology annotation, biological process: mitotic cell cycle; microtubule cytoskeleton organization. The record is from RefSeq and is a predicted model, not a curated record. Gene Ontology annotation, cellular component: cytoplasm; microtubule. Gene Ontology annotation, molecular function: structural constituent of cytoskeleton; GTP binding. The coding region runs from base 49 to 1347 and encodes 432 amino acids.